Myripristis murdjan (pinecone soldierfish) is the source of this 2242-nucleotide messenger RNA. RefSeq names its product F-box protein 15 (gene fbxo15). Lineage: Eukaryota; Metazoa; Chordata; Actinopteri; Holocentriformes; Holocentridae. Gene Ontology annotation, molecular function: protein binding. Gene Ontology annotation, cellular component: SCF ubiquitin ligase complex. The coding region runs from base 321 to 1880 and encodes 519 amino acids. The transcript has 10 exons. The record is from RefSeq and is a predicted model, not a curated record.
AACCUUAAAUGGUUGCCAUAAAUAGAAUAGAAUAGAAGCCUUUAUUGUCACUGUGUACAUACAAUGAAAUGUUUAGAUGGUAUGUUACGUAAGAAAUUGCAUCUGAAUAUUAUGUAUUUUUCCAACUGUUGAUGUGUGCGUAUAAAAAUCAGUUACACCUUCAUGCUGCUGUUUGAAAGAAACAAAGCACACUGCCUGAAAUGAAGUUGAAUCAUCAAUUGUCUGUGGCCAUCAAGUUGGCAUGAGAAGUUCCUGCGCUUUCAUUUUGAAGGCUGCACCGGAAGUUGUACGUUUCUUCGUGCACUUGACGCACACUCACCAUGGCGACUGGACGCAAGCAAACCUUGUUGAGCCUCGGCUCGGAUGGAAAACCUGCGCGGCCACUUCCAGCUAAAGAAAAGUUGACCAAAAAGAGGAACAAACGCUCUGGGAAAAAGCCGCCCCAAGACCUAUCCAGUUUUCAAAGGUGUGAUGGGUCGCAGCCAGGUGGGCACAUGGCAUCACGAAAUGCAGGUGUCUCCACCGUGCGCUUGUCCAGACCUGCUAAGAAAUCACAUCGGGCAUCCACUCUAUACUCUAUUCAAAGUCUGCCAUCAGAGAUCCUGAUUAAGAUACUGUCAUACCUGGAUGCCUCCUCUCUUUUCUGCCUCAGCCACGUCAGCAAGCUCUUCUGUCAGCUCGCCAAUGAUGAUAUAAUUUGGCACAAGAAGUACAUAUCAGAGUUUGGCAAUAGUAAAAUGUGGAAACCAAAUGGCACGGAUGAGGUGGUGCUGAAGUUGGGAAAAGUGACGGUGCAGGAUCGGCCUGUGGGUUACUGGAAGAGGCAGUACUUCAGGGCCAUAGUUGGACAUGAUGUGUACAGGUGGAGGAGAGAGCUUCAAAUGAUCAGCCCCUUAACUGGGUUGCCCAGCCAAACACAGUGGGUGCUCAGAAACUUGCAUGUGAGCUGGGAGCUCACAGUAUCUGAUAAGUCAGGAUGUGAGCACACUUUUGAGCAAGCUCAAGCUCACUACUUUCAGUCCUCGGUGGUUCUCUGCUGGACCGGAGAUGGCUGGCCGAUGUACAGCCAUAUUUCCACCCUUCAACUGCAUGGUAUGAUGAGGAGGAUGAGUCUCAACUGCCCCACCCUACAGAGAGCUAGCUGGCGGUCCCUCAUAGCCAAGUUUGACAUGAAGACUCAAAGUGCGCAGGUUAUUGGCAAUGAUGGACUGGUCAAACUGAUACAUCUGCAGCCUGGCAUCAUCAUUGGCAUCUGGAGGGGUCAGUGCUCUGUUGCGUUCGUCAUGGUGAGCCUCCACUUCCACCGGCUGAUGGAGAAAAGUCUCAUGGGAUCAUCCGCUUGCCCCUACUAUGACCCAGUGGAGAAAGCGCCUUUUGAUGACAUAGACCCGGAGUAUGGUCUCCAUGGUUACACACUACACUUUGUUCUCCACAAUACUGUGACUGUGUUGAUGUCCAGCAGCUUCUCCCAGCUCUUCUGCCGGAGAACGCAGAUCUAUGACGGCCUGAUUCAGCUGACUGCCAUCAGCAGGAGCAACUUGGCGCAGCACAUACCCCUGGCAGGCAACAUCAACCUGCCCUGGAAGUGUGAGGCCCUAGAGGGCACAGUCGAGAACUGCUGCAUGAUGAGCCUGACUCUGUUGGACGAAUUCCGGAAACCCUUCUGGUGCGUCAGCUCUCCCGUUUCCAUGGUGCUGGCGAAGAGUCCCGUCUGCUACGACUAUGAUGGCACACACUUUGAGAUUCAGCACCAGGACUCAGACGGCCAGGUGAAAAUGAAGAUCAUAUGUUUGAAGGAACAGGGGCCGUUCUACCUUGUCAGCCUCACUCUCUAUGUGCCAGUUUACAAAGUCAACAAGCAUUUCAGUCGAGAUUACUGAAGCUGCAGUAGUUCUUUGAGUUGUUUUUGAAAAAAGGAAUGAUUUCAGGUUUCAUUCUAUGAUUUGAGCAAGUUCUGAGGUACUGCUCUUUGCACUUUUGGUAGUUUGACUUUGAGUAUUGAUGUGAUUCUCAUCAAAAUUUUUUACCUUGUUCAUAACUUUUGUAUUUUCUAUACACAAGACAAAAAGAUUUCAUGAGAAGACAAGAAGAUGAGAAGACAUAACAGUCUUGGUGUUUAAACUUUAGGAGUUUGUCUCAGGAGCUUGUACUUUAAAUAUUAAAAUUUCACUCUAGAGGACAAACUUCGUGUAUGAUUUAAUUUGUCAUUUGUUUGUAAUCCAGUAAAUGUGUUGUUAGUACA